This is a messenger RNA of Leptomonas pyrrhocoris, 2649 nucleotides long. RefSeq names its product putative mitochondrial cytoskeleton-associated protein CAP5.5. The record is from RefSeq and is a predicted model, not a curated record. Bases 313 to 2649 code for a protein of 778 amino acids. The transcript has a single exon. Lineage: Eukaryota; Euglenozoa; Kinetoplastea; Trypanosomatida; Trypanosomatidae. Gene Ontology annotation, biological process: proteolysis. Gene Ontology annotation, molecular function: calcium-dependent cysteine-type endopeptidase activity.
AGAUUUUUGUUUUCAUCCAUCAGUCCUGUGCUCUUCGGAAACACACUAGCGCAACGACACACACACAUACACACAGGCGUAGUCAUCAACACCUAUAUUUCUCUAUACCCCUACUGUACUCUCCAUCUUCUAUUUUUUUUCCUCUAAAGUACCACUACCCUUCUGUUUUACUGUACCAGGUUCUGUUGCUUGCGCUGCCGCAUCUCACGGAACCGAUUGCCCGAUCCGUUUUCGUCAACAUUUAUACGCUGUCUUCUUCUCAGACUUUCUUGUUUUUCUUCCCUUCUCUUCUCUCCUUCUGCAACUCCGAAAAUGGGGUGCUGCCAGUCCAAGGAUAACACGAAGAAGCCGAAGGGGACGGCGAAUAAGGCGGCGGAGCCGAAGCCCGCGAAGCAGGCGCCACGGGAGAACGAGAAGCGUGAGGCCGCCGCCCCGCCCCCCGAGGCUGCCGCGCCAGAGAAGCCGGCUGACCCAGCCGCGGAGCGCAUCCGUGCGAUCCGCGAGCACCAGGAGGAGUACCCCUUCCGCUACAACGCCUGCACGGUCGAGGGCGGAGAGGUGAAGGAGUACUUCGAGAACGGCCUCGUCUUCCGCGUCAUUAAGGGCGACUCGUGGUACGUCUACAACGACUCCCUCGACUACGAGGCGCAGGCGGACUUCCGCUUCGGUCCGGGCUCGAAGAUCUCCGCCGGCGAGCGGACGACACUGGAGGAGACGGAGGACGGGUGGGUCUGCGCCCACGCUGUCGUGCACCCCCUUGAGACGCUGCACUACAUCUCUGGCACGCCGAACGGCUACAAGAGCGGCAUCACCAUCAAACCCCUCAGCGACGAGUACCGCCACGAGAUCGCAGCCGAGGCGAACCACACGGCCGAGGAGGAGACGUCGGCCGUGCGGGAACUGGUCGGCGCGGAGAGCGACGACGAGGAGAAGGUGCUGCGCCGCUGCGUGGAAACGCGCACCCCCUACGUCGACCUGCACUUCCCUCCGCACGCCGAGUCGCUCGCACGCCCUGAGCACGACGUGCGGAGCCUACCGGAGAUGGCUUUCAUGCGGCCCACGCAAUACCUGCCGGAGGACAAGCAGGCGUCCGUCGAGGCCAUUGCCGGGCCAGUCGUCAGUCACUCCGUCGACGGCGGCAACCUCGGCGACUCGUGGCUGACGUGCGCGCUGGCCGCUCUGGCCGAGGAGCCGACGGCGGUGCAGAACUUGUUCGCGCAGGUCACGCCCGCCGAGAAGGACGUCGGUGCGUACCGCGUCAGUCUCAACAAGAACGGCUGGUGGGAGUCCGUCAUCGUGGACGACUACCUGCCCACCGUGAACAAGAUGCCCGUCUUUGCGCACAGCGUCGACGAGCCACGCGAGGUGUGGACCUCGCUGCUGGAGAAGGCCUACGCGAAGGUGCACGGCUCGUACGCCACCAUCACCGGCGGCGACGCGCUGCAGGCGCUGGCCGACUUCACCGGCUCGCCGGUCUUCCGCUUCGACAGCGACUGGGCCGCGGCGGCCGUCGACGCCGGCAAGGCGGACACCCUCGUGGGGAUGCUCGCCGAGGUGACGCGCAACAACGGCGCGACGGUGGUGCUGAGCACGCCGAGCCACGACUCCGGGACCUACCUCGGCCGCGAGGCGCAGGUGGACUCCAACGCCUUCCGCGAGAAGUUCACCGAGGUGGGUUUGCGCACUGGCUACACGUACUUCGUAGAGCGCGUCGUCUCCGUCAAGAAGAGCCGCACCCUCCUCUUCAAGGUGCGCAAUCCAUGGCGCUCGACCGGCAGCUGGACCGGCCUGUGGUGUUACGGCUCGCCGGCCUGGGAGGAGAACCCGGACGUCUGCUCCGUCUGCGACGGCAUGAACGACGCGAAGGAUGGCAGCUUCUGGAUCGACUUCGAGGACGCCAAGAAGUACUUCGACGGCGGCGGUAUCAUCCUGACGGUGAAGGGUGCGACGGACUACCGGGUGAAGGGCAGCUUCAAGGACACCGUGCCGAGCGCGGUGCUCGACAUCACGGCCGCCGAGCCCAUCCGCGUCCUUCUCACCCUCUCCCAGCCCGACAAGCGCGGCGUGGAGCGCAGCGACCCCUCCUGCCGCCUCGCGCCGAUCAUGCUGACCCUGUCGAAGCAGGACGGCGACAAGCAGCGCGUGGUGCAAAAUACUAGCUGGAACCCGCUGCACCCGUCCGAGGAGUUCAACUUUGUCGUGGGCCGCGAUGUCGCGAUGUGGGCCACGCUGGAGCCCGGCGAGCGCUACCACGUCGUGCCGCGCAUCCACCGCAAGGGCGUGAGGACGGACUACCACCGCCCGCACGUCAUCGGUAUCAUCGCGGACGGCCGGCUGGACGGCAAGGUGCACAUCGAGGUGAAGCACCUCCCGGCCGAAUCGAGCGUCUUCACGAACUACGUGGCGUACGCCGCGACCGACCUGGCUUCGGUGGACGUGCAGCACCAGGUGCACACCGCCGGUGCACCGCUGAAGACCGCCGUCUCGUCCACGGUGGUGUCCGCGGCUGCGGCUGUGGCGCCGCGCGGCCCGCCUGCGAAGCGCGAGCCGUCGCCGGUGCACAGCGAGGGCGGUGCGUCGAACGACAACAUCCAGGGCUCUGAGCACGUGCAGAACCCGGGCGCUAGCGACGAAGAUUCCGAGCUGUAA